AGCUUAUAUGCCCACACCAGUACACCACUUACUAUUACACUGCCUUGUGUUAAUUUGAAACCACCUCGCAUGAAGAUCGUGGGAUUAUAAUGAAGAUACGAAAAUGAAGCCACCCCAAGAAAAAAUCUAACUGCGAGAUCCAUAAGAAACAGGGGCCCAUCAGUUUACAUCAGUCGGCCCAACAAAACAGGUAAUUUUGGCGGUUUUUUUUUUUUUUAACGAAUCAAGGUUUCAUUCCACACAAAUUUCAAAAGGUUUUUCAUUGCCGCCUAAACCCUCCCUCUCCCAAAUCUUAUCUUACAUUUACAUUCUCAGAAAUCAGAUCUAUCGCCUAUCAUUCUCAAACCCUACCCCUCUCUCUCUUUCAAUCAGUUCAAUAAUCUAUCAUCAAUCACAGCAGCGAUGGAGAGCGAUGACGAUUAUCAGUCAUUCUCGCCUCCUGAUCAAAUUUCGCCUCCAGCAGAGCAUCGAAAGCUCAAACGCUUGAAGAAGAAAGCAAUUAGGGUUUCGAACGACCCUCUCCCUCAAUCGGUGGAUGAAGCGUUGUCGAUGCCUCCAGUUGAUUCGUACGAAUCGCAAGGUAUGGACUCUUCUGAAACCCUAGGUUCUGAGGGUCAUAAUGAGCCACUUCGAUCUGAGUCCCCAUCUGAGGGUUUUGAUGAGGGCAAUGAGUUGAAUUCUGCUCUCGAUGGUUUGUUUUCUGAGGAAGAUCGUAAAAGAACUAACAGAGCUUUGGAUUUUGAUGAUAUGGUUGAUGGAUUUGACGGAAAAGAACUUGGAAUGGAUGAGAAAAUUGCUGAUUUGAAGAUGGAGAGAACUGAGAAGAAACGAGUUAAUGAAGAGGGGUCAAAUGAAAAGGAGGAGAAAAAGAAGCGAUCUGAGUCCCCAUCUGAGAGUUUUGAUGAGGGAAAUGAGUUGAAUUCUGCCCUUGAUGGUUUGUUUUCUGAUGAUGACCGUAAAAAAACUAACAGAGCUUUGGAUUUCGAUGACAUGGUUGAUGGAUUUGACGGAAAAGAACUUGAUGAAGGUGGGGGAAUGGAUGAAAUACUUGCUGAUUUGAAGAAGGAGAGAGCUGAAAAGAAAAGGCUUAAUGAAGAGGGGUCAAAUGAAAAGAAGGAGAGAAAGAAGAAGAGAGUUGAGAGUGUUGGUGACGAUACAAAGACCAAAAGAUCUAACUCCAACAAAAGAAGGGAAGACAAGGAAAGAAGAGCUCAUCUCAACCAGCUUCAUGCUGACUCCCAAAGACUGUUGAGGGAAACUAGAGAUGCUGGAUUUAAACCCGUUCCAGUGGUAACAAAACCAAUAUCUUCAAUUUUGGAGAAGAUUCGGAGAAGGAAGCUUGAGUUAUCAAAAAAAUUUGUUGUUCUGAGUAAUAAUUCUUCUAUUGCUGAGAAUCAUGUUUCUUCGAGAGAGGUUAUGAUGGAUGCCAAAGCUGAAGAUGUCUCUAUUGAUGAUCCAAAAUCUGAUCAAUUUGGAAAUCCAGUGCAAGAGGACACAAUUGCAUGUCACGUGGAUGUAGAUUGCAGUUUGGAUGUUCCUCAGAUGGAUGGACCUAAGGAAUCUGCAAUGCAUUCAAGUCAUGAAAAUGAUCUGUCCCAGAUGGCAUUAGACAACGAGGAAUGUACACAAGCAUUUCGAGCUCCAAUUGAUGAUACACAGGAUCUGUUCUGUGAUUCACAAACAAGUGAGAGUAAAGAUGAGCUGCCUGAUGACCAACAGGCGAGUCCUUUGGAAGAAUUAUUGGCACCAUCUUUGCCUGCAAUGAAUUUGAAGUUUGAUUCUGCUCCUCCUGAUGGCAUUUCUUCUGAUGAAGAGGACAAUGACAAGGAGAACGUUGAUCCCGGUCCACAUAGACUUGAGAACAGGUGUUCUUCUCCAAAUGGCGAUCCUGUUAAAGCUUUUGUUGAUGAUGAAGCUGUUGAAGAAGAUGAUAGUGACAAUGACCUAUUCCGCUUCCAAGAAAAUGAAGAAGAUCAAGACAAUGAAGAUUUGGAUGAACUUAAUGAUAUGAUAGCAACCCAAUUUGAAGAAAAACCAACUGAUAAUGAAAAGCGCAAUGAACUUCAUCAGAAGUGGCUUGAGCAACAGGAUGCAGCUGGAACGGACAAUCUUUUACAGAUAUUGAACUGUGGUUUGAAACAAAAAGAUGCAAUUUUGCUUGAAGAGGAAGAAGAAGACGAUGAGGAUGAAGAAGAGUUCAGUGAUGAAGUUGCAGAUGAUCUGGUACCAACAAAUAUCCCUCAAAUGAAUUCAAGAAAAGCAAAGCAAAUGAUUUCUCAGAUGUUUUCUGAUAAAGAUGAUGCAUACCUGUCAUCUGAUGAAGAAGAAACAGAGAAGAAAUUAGUUAAACAGAGGUUGCUUGACAGAGCUGAAGAGCAGGCUACAUUCUUGUCACCUGCUGAGGAUGAGAGUUCAAGAGAAGUUUUUGGUCUCAUAAAGAAGCUGAAUAUAGCACCUGACACAAAGAGGAAGACAAAAGCGUCAUCAUUCUUUGAUACGCUGUCAGCCGGAGGAAAUAGCAGCAGCUCUUCAAAGUCAUCUUUUCUGGGUCGAGCAUCAAGCCAUUCUUUUCCAUCAUCGCAUAAGCAAGGAACAAGCAAGGUUCGAUCUUUCAUUUUUGGACGAGACGACAGUAAUAGCAGGAGUUCAAUCUCAAUUUCAGAGGAUUCUUCAGAUACAAUUCCAAGCGAAAACCGAUCUACAAGGAAUGUCACAGCCAAGUUUAGUAGCUCACAAUCCAAAUCAAGCACUCAGAGCAAAAAGAUUGCUGCUGAAACUGUUUCUGGUACUUCACUUUUUGAAAUAUUGAAGAGGUCUUCUUCGCUGCAAUCGAACCCCUGUAAUCAGGACAGUAUGGUUGGCCUAACUCAAACUGUAUUUGCCUCUUUUAAAAUUCCAAAGAAGCCGAUAAAGGUUGAAGGAAGAAUCUAGUACAAAUUAAAGACUGCAAACCUUUUUUUUUUUUUUUU
Cornus florida is the source of this 2969-nucleotide messenger RNA. RefSeq lists its product as uncharacterized. The transcript has 11 exons. The record is from RefSeq and is a predicted model, not a curated record. The coding region runs from base 403 to 2931 and encodes 842 amino acids. Lineage: Eukaryota; Viridiplantae; Streptophyta; Magnoliopsida; Cornales; Cornaceae.